Molecule: messenger RNA, 4313 nt
Organism: Hemiscyllium ocellatum (epaulette shark)
Lineage: Eukaryota; Metazoa; Chordata; Chondrichthyes; Orectolobiformes; Hemiscylliidae
Gene: sirt7
Product: sirtuin 7
Exons: 10
Coding region: 39-1208 (389 amino acids)
Molecular function (GO): NAD+ binding
Source: RefSeq, a predicted model, not a curated record
CUCAGUGUUGCCCGUUGGCUCCGCGCCUCCUCCCGGUGAUGGCCGGGGUGUCCCAACGGGAGGUCCGGAAAGCGGCUGAUCGGCGGCAGAAGCGAGUGCUGGAGGAGCAGAGGGCCAGGAUUAAACUGGUAUCCAAAAUUCUACAAAAACCUCAAGAACUACGAACAAAGGAUGACCUCGCUGUGCUUGCAGCAUGUGUUGAUACUGUGCAAGAGUUGGAAAAGCGAAAACAGAAGACUGAGGCACGAAAGAGGAAACUUGAAGAGGUUAUUGAUGAGCCUGAAGAACUAAGGAGAAAAGUUAAUCUGCUGGCAGCAGCUAUACAAGAAGCACAAUACCCAGUAAUCUAUUCUGGUGCAGGAAUCAGCACGGCUGCAUCUAUCCCAGAUUACAGAGGCCCCAAAGGGGUGUGGACAUUAUUGCAGAGUGGUAGGGAAGUGAGCACAGCAGAUCUCAGUGAGGCAGAGCCCACCCUGACUCAUAUGUGCAUCACUCAACUUUAUAAAGAAAAACUGGUGCAUCAUGUAGUGUCUCAGAAUUGUGAUGGAUUACAUUUACGUAGCAGUUUACCCAGGAAGGCACUUUCUGAACUACAUGGAAAUAUGUAUAUAGAGGUAUGCACAUAUUGCUCUCCUAACAGAGAAUACAUUCGUCUGUUCGAUGUAACAGAACGCACAUCAUUGCACAAACACAAUACUGGAAGAAAGUGCCACAAAUGUAAUAGUGAGCUGCGAGACACAAUUGUGCACUUUGGGGAAAAGGGAACACUGGAACAGCCACUGAACUGGAAAGGAGCAGCUGAAGCAGCCAAGAAAGCGGAUGUCAUCAUUUGUCUUGGAUCCAGUUUAAAGGUUCUUAAAAAGUAUGCAUGUCUUUGGUGCAUGAGUAGGGUACCUCAUAAAAGGCCAAAGCUGUACAUAGUAAAUCUACAGUGGACACCAAAGGAUGAUGUUGCUACACUGAAAAUCCAUGCAAAAUGUGAUGAUGUCAUGCGAUUGCUAUUGAAAGAACUUCAUUUGGAAAUUCCACAUUAUGACAGGUCCAAAGAUCCUAUUUUCAGUCUAGCUACUCAGCUGAGACCGGGGGAAGAAGACAGUCAUAGUCGUAAAUUACUAACCAAGGACAGUCCAGAAGGGGUGGCUUCUACUGUCUCUGGUGGUUGGUAUGGAAAAGGUUGUGCAAAAGGCAGAAGGAAGAAAAAAAUCUAAACUGGGAAUGCUGAUUGUCAUUGUUUACAUUUUUCUGAUUUUUAUCUUUCCAUCCUUCCCCAUGCAAACUCUGUUACUUUGGGGAGGGAGCAGAGCGACUGGAGGAUUUCUGCAAACCCUGAUGCCAAUACUAUGUAAUGCUGAUUCAGGAGGCUGUGUGCUUGCCUGCAUGACUAAAAGUUCCUUAUUGCAUAUUAGGUUGAUCCGGAAUGUCAUCUUUUCCCCUCUGGCCUGUGAUUUGAGUUAGUCAAGUAAUGAAGGGUCUCGAUGCACUACACUGUUGACUGGGCUACUAAAUUUCAAGCAUUGGAAACAUGGGCAAAUUGAUAGAACUUAAUGUGAUACUUGAGAUUUGGCUAUUGAAUACAGUAAAAAUAUUCCUCUGAUAAGCAGCUUUAGUAGCAUUUACAUUGAGGGAUGGUUAAUUGUCUUUGGCCAAAAGACAUUGACAGACAACCAAAUAUGAUUUAGGCCCACUGACUAUCAGUGAAGAAAGUAGCAUUUUCCUGAAGCACCCCAUAUUUAUUGCAAUAUAGGAAGUAAAGCAUUGUGUUUGUUUAAAUUAAUCGAUCUUUCAUCAUCCAUUUGCAGAGAAGUCUAAGUUCAAGGCACGUGUUAUGGGUGUACAUUAAUAAAUUCACUCUUCCCUACUUUCCUGCAGUGAAAGCACAAAACAAUGAAAUAAGCAGUUAACAGCAGUUUUCCAUUCACUCUGCAGUUAAAAAUUGCCUUUGUUCAAAGUUCAGUAGAAGCAUUGCAUCUACAUUAGUAACCAGUGAAUUUGUAAACCAGUGGACCUCACCCAAGAGCCAGUGAAAAACAGAUUCAUGUCAUUGACAUCAAAUCUUGUAAUCAAACACCAAAAUGGUAGCUGUCUACUGAUACAGCAUUUCCUUGUACCAAAUUUCAAUUUUUAAAGUAAUUUUCACUUUGUCAGAACAGUGUAUUUGUCAGCCACUUUCCAUCUUCAGUAUUGGCAUCAAGCAGAUAAAGCAGAAAACCUCUCUGUAGCUCUGGUGGUGCUCCAAACUUCUUAUGCUCCUAACUGAAAUUUUGAAAAAGUUAGGGAAGCCACAGAAAAUAAAGCUUUUGGAUAUAUUUUGCACUAGGAGGUAUUUCAAUUUACAAUACCAUUUGUAUGUCUUUGUUUACUUACUACAUAUUUUGACUACUUCUUGAAGAAUUUUCCAACCACCUCUUCAAUACCAGGGAUCUUUCUAAAUUGGUUGCUUUUCUAGAUUUACUACUCUUGCUUGUUGGAGAUCUUUUAAUAUGUUGUUUUACAGUUUAUUUUAAUACUGCAAGCUAGACUAACCGAUGGAUUGAUCUUGAAAUGAUCUCACUAUUACCCACACACUUAAUUGCUACUUAGCAGGUGAGAUGGCUCCACCCCAAUAUAAUCCUUAAUUUUCUCUAUACCGUUUCCUAAUGUACCCAAAUCACAUUGGUUUCAAACAAGAUGGAUUGUACUUAUUCAACAUGCAGAGCUCUAAUUCUUAACGAGUAGAAUUUUAAAAAUAAUAUUAAAUGUAAAUAACUUCCUCAGGGGGUGGGUUGGGGGAUGCAGAUAGUGUAUAGUCCUUGUAUAAAUGUUUUUAAAAUUCUACCAGUAUCUAAUCUGUUGAUAAUUGGAGCACAGUUUUGAAUGUGCAAAGACAGGGUCUUAGGUGAAAUAAUUUAUCUGUAUUAUAGUGAGAUGAGAAUGCCGAGGGAAGACCGUUGUUGUAGAUGUCAUGUAUAUAUCCUCGGGUGGCACGGUGGCUCAGUGAUUAGCACUGCUGCCUCACAGUGGCAGGGGCCUGGGUUCAAUUCCACCCUCGGGAGUGGGUGGAGUUUGCACAUUCUCCCUGGGUCUGCGAGGGUUUUCUCCCACAGUUCAAAGUUGUACAGCUUAGGUGGAUUGGCCAUGCUAAAUUACCCGUAGUGUCCAGGGUGUUUGGUCUAGGUGAAUUAGCCAAGGGAAUUGCAGGCUUUACAGGGAAUAGGUAGGAGGUGGGUCUGGGUGGUGUUUGGAGAGGCGAUGUGGUCUCGAUUGGCAUUCUGAGACAGAUGUCAUUAACUAAGUCUAUUUCCAAAGGACCUUUUUCUUCUCAGCCUUCUAGAUCAAAGAAUGAAUAAAGUGUUGUUUCAGGGUCAAUUUUUUAGCCAUCGGACAGUGCUGAAUCUUAUGGCUCGUUUUUAAUACAACUUAAAACCAUUUUAACAUCAAACCAUGUAAGACAACUACAAAACGGGUAUUUUCUUUGUUGUAAACCUGCUUGUGUGUUGAUAUCUUGACAGGUAAUGAAUGAAUUGAGAGUUAGUCUUCUGAAAGGAAUUAAAUGGUAAAAGAAAAGCAAAAUACUGGAAAUGUGAAAUAAGGCGGUGGUUUUAAUGUUGAUAUCUUGACAGUAGGUGAAUGUAUUGACUGUCGGUAUCAGAUUAAGGGGCAGAUUCAUGGCAGCAUGUGAGGAGAGAAAAUGUAUAUUUUGUUUAAAAGGUGCUGCUUUUUUUUCUGAUUGAGUCUGGAUUUUUUUUUCCCUCAAGCUAAAACAUUCUGCAGUCACUAAAAUCAGUCUUACAUCUAAUAAUGUUGAGUUAAUUAAGCCCAGUGAUGACUUUUCAGGGUAAAGAUUAAAAAAAACAUUUUUGAUUUGUGAGCACAGGGCUUAGACUUAUAGUAGUAUUUUUUAACAAUCCUGAACACAUGCUUUCUUUCAAAUAUUCUUCAUGUUUUCUCAUGUUAUGCGAUUUAAACUUGAAAUUGUUCAGCUUUCUAGAAACAGCAGCUUAUACUUUUAAACAUGAAAAGGUGAGGUUCAAAAAUGUGGUUGUAAAUUUAAUACCUGGGUUGUUCUCUACCUGUGUUACUGGUCAUGUGAUAGUCAAGGAAUUACAUUUUGGAGUGCUGUGUGCCAAUGAGACAUAAACAGAAUUUUACAUAAUGGAAUUAUAUAAUGACAUUUCACAUUUCAGAAGCCAGAAUUUGUCUUCAUAUUACUGGAAAAUUAAUGGGCAUUGAGUCACUAGUACAGAACAACCCAUCUGUGAUUGCACUUUAUUCGAUAUAACUUGUCAAUUGUAUUACAACAGAGCUGUAAUUAUUUUUUAAAUAAACAGUCUUAA